CUGGGGGCGCGGGGGGCGCACGACCUGACCUCCUGGACUCGAAGCCCGGCCGCUUGGCAGCGCCGGGUCGAGGGUCUGCUCGGUGGGCGCGGACGCGGGGCCGGCGGCCGAGCCGGAGCCAGAGCAUGCGGGGCGCGGCGCGGGCGGCCGGGGGGCGCACGGGGCAGCUGUGGCCGAGGCCCCCCGCCCCGGGCCCUGGGCCGCCGCCGCUGCUGCUGCUGCUGGCCGUGUUGCUGGGCGGCGCGGGCGCGCAGUACUCGAGCGACUUGUGCAGCUGGAAGGGGAGCGGACUGACACACGAGGCCCACAGGAAGGAGGUAGAGCAGGUGUACCUGCGCUGCUCCGCGGGCACUGUCGAGUGGAUGUACCCGACCGGUGCGCUCAUCGUGAACCUGCGGCCCAACACCUUCUCGCCCUCCCGGCACCUGACUCUGUGCAUCAAGCCCCUCAGGGGCUCGUCCGGGGCCAAUAUUUAUUUGGAAAAGACUGGAGAACUGAAACUGCUGGUGCGGGACGGGGACCUCGGGCCCGGCCAGGCCCCGUGCUUCAGCUUCGAGCAGGGCGGCCUGUUCGUGGAGGCGACACCCCAGCAGGACAUCAGCAGGAGGACCACGGGCUUCCAGUACGAGCUGACCAGCCGGCAUGCGGGGCCAGACCUGCACACCCUGUCCGCCCCGUGCCGCCCUUGCAGCCACACUGAGGUGCUCCUGGCUGUCUGUACCAGUGACUUUGUCGUCCGAGGCUCCAUCCAGGAUGUCACCCAUGAGCCGGCGCAGCAAGAGUCAGCCAUCCACCUGCACGUGAGCCGGCUCUACCGGCAGAAGAGCAGGGUCUUCCGGCCGGCCUCAGAGGGCGAGGGUGGCGGCUGGCGGGGGCGCGUCUCCACGCUGCUGGAGUGCGGCGUCCGGCCUGGGCGCGCACUGAGAAAACAACUCAAGUGUUGGAGGAACAAUUGGCAUUCAGCUCCCUGACGUCUGGGCCAUGUUUCCACGUAUGUGGUCCAUAUCCUGUCUGUCAUCUUCACCCACUGUGGACGGCAGACUAAUGGCUCCCAAAGAUGUCCUCAUCCGAAUCCCUGGAGCCUGUGAAUAUGUUACCUACAUGGCAAAGGGGAGUUAAAGCCACAGAUGGAACUAAGAUUGCUAAUGAGAUGGGGACAUUAUUCUGGUGGGCCUAAUGUCAUCACAGGGGUCCUUAAAAGAACCCUUGUAAGGAAGACGAGGCAGGAGAGAGAGAACCAGAGAGAUGCGAUGUGGGGACUCGACAGUCGGUGCUGGCCGUGGAGGUAGAGGAAGGGCCUCCAGAGGGAACCAGCCCCGCCGACACUCGAGAACCAGGCGAUGAUAAACUUGUGUUGUUUUUUAGCCACAGUAAGUUUGUGGGAAUUUGUUACAACAUCUACAGGAGACAAACCACCCAGGUGCCUUCUUACCUGGGGUCAAGGGGACUUGGUAGGGCGCCUGGGCAGCCUGGGUGCUUGUGAAUUCCCCCUAAAGUUGUGCGUAGAAUGCUGUUAUGCAUCUACCUGCAGUUCAUAACUUUCA
Messenger RNA from Aethalodelphis obliquidens (Pacific white-sided dolphin), 1544 nucleotides. It is a transcript of the gene METRNL, whose product is annotated as meteorin like, glial cell differentiation regulator. Gene Ontology annotation, biological process: positive regulation of brown fat cell differentiation; energy homeostasis. NCBI's taxonomy places the organism in Eukaryota, Metazoa, Chordata, Mammalia, Artiodactyla, Delphinidae. The record is from RefSeq and is a predicted model, not a curated record. The coding region runs from base 126 to 971 and encodes 281 amino acids. Gene Ontology annotation, molecular function: hormone activity. The transcript is spliced from 5 exons.